UUAAAACAAAAUAUAUUAUUAAAGUUAAUUUUAUAGAAGUUAGGUAUAUUAAAAGUAUUAAAUCUGCUAUCUAAAAUGGACCCUGUCUUAAAUUUUGAUCCAUGGUUUCUCAUCCCGCCUCCAGAAGUAAAUAAUAUACAGCAUUCAGAUUACUACAUAAAACAUGGAGAAAACAAGAAAAUUCGUAGAAAAAUAUUUGAAAAUGUAGAAUACGAUGAAUUUGAAAAGAAAUGCUUAGUAGAAUUCAAAGAAUUUGUGAGAUAAAAUAAUGUCUAAAUCCCUGAAGGGUUUAAAGAAAGUAGCUAUCUUAAAAUGUUGCAAGCCGGUAAAUAUAAUAUGAAAAAAUCUCUUAAGGCACUAACAUAGCAUGUAGAAUGGAUCAAUAAUCCUAAAUGGCACACUCUUGACUAGUUUUCUACAAACUUCUUGAUGUCAGGAAAUGUUUAUCUUUGCGGUAGAGACAAGCAAUUGAGACCUGUUAUCUAUAUGGAUUGCUAGAACUUAAAUCUUAAAACACAUGGAGCUGAUUAAAUUACUCAAGCUAUGUGUGUUUUUUUAGAAAUGAUUAAAAAAUAUAUGAUGGUGCCAGGAAAGGUUGAAAAUUGGAUUUUUAUUAUUGAUACAAGAGAAAAGGGUAUUUUUUCUUUACCUCUUAAGGCUCUUGGAGUUAUUAUUGAUGCGAUGCAGGUUAAUUUUGGUGGCUGUCUUGAAAGACUUUAUAUCCUUAAUCCUAGUUUUGGUCUUAAAAAUAUUUGGAGUGUGAUCGAAAAGAUGAUUGAUGAAGAAGCUGCUUCUAAAAUAAAAUUUUUGGACAAAAAGCAACUAAGCUAAAUGCAAAACGAUAUUGAGCCUAGGUAUCUUUAAAAAAAAUACCAAGGUCAACUCGAUGAUCUUACUUAGUUUUGGCCACCUAUCGAUAUUUACACUACAAAAGAAUAAAAAGAAGAGAGAUAAAGAAAGCUAAAUCCUGCACCAGUUCCAGUUGUGGCUCUUGCUGCUCCUUCUGCAACUAACCAAAUUGUAGAGACUAAAUAAAUUUAAGAAGUUUAGAAGUAGGAUUAAGAAAUUUCAUUGUAACCAAAUGAUAGAAAUUUUAUUCAAAACAAUAAUUCAAACUAAGUAAAGCCAUUUUCGUUCGGAGGAUCGAUUUCAGCAGAACCUUUAAAAUUAGAUAGCUAAGAUCAUUAACAAACAGAAUAAUAAAAGGCCAAGUUAAACAAGGAAAGUACACCAAAAGUGCUUAAUAAUCAAAAUAGAGGAGAAGGUAGCAACAAAGCAAUAGAUGAAAAGAUGAGCCAGUCAUUUGGGAAUACUCAUUUUGUCUAAUCAAUGAAAGCCUCGUCAAAGCGUUUUGUUGAAGAUUUCAAAUAAGAAUCUAGCAAAGAUUAGAUAAAUUAAUCAGCAACUUUCCAAAUUAAUAUAUAACAUGUAGAAAAUUAAUAGAUAAUAUUUGACAAUGUGAAUUAAUUUAAUAAAUAGGAUGAACCUUAAUUAGAUAUUAAUAAGAAUAUUAAAUAAACAAAUACAGCAACAACUGCAACUACUUAAGAAACAAAAUAAGAUUUUGUAAAUACAUAGAAUAGCAUGUAAUCAUAAGCAUCUCCAGGAAAGAAGGAAGAGUAAUUUAAGGAAGUAGAAAAAGGAUUUGUCGUUUUAUAGGAAGAAGAAGAGGAAGGCCAUACUGUUACAGCCACAGACGUCAAUCAACUAAUUAAAAAAUCUAAAAAUGUAUUCGCAAAAUAAAAUACAACAACCAUUAAAGAAGACAAAAAAAUGGUAGAAAUAGAAGAAAUUGGAGUAAAUUAGAACAAUAAAGGAUGCUGUGGUUAAAAUAGUAAAUGCAAUAUAUUCUGA
Molecule: messenger RNA, 1854 nt
Organism: Tetrahymena thermophila SB210
Lineage: Eukaryota; Ciliophora; Oligohymenophorea; Hymenostomatida; Tetrahymenidae
Product: CRAL TRIO domain protein
Exons: 6
Source: RefSeq, a predicted model, not a curated record